AUGAUUCGUCUAUACCAAGUGAUAUUUAUAUGCUACGUAAGUUUAAUAGUGUUUUUGCUAAUAGAUUUAAGCGAAGCAAAAGAUAAAGUUUCCCACAGGCAGAAGAGGUUUUUGAGCUUUGAAAACGUUACACAUUUCUUUCUCCGAUUAAACACCAAAGCAAACAUGGUACCGUGGUGUCAAAUAUUCGCUCAAGCACUCGGCUUUCGUAUGAAUUGGGACGCUCCACCAGACUCCUUCCAUCCUUAUCAUCAUUUGUAUAGAAGAACUGUUUACAGUCAUCUGGAAACUUUGAUGGACAAGAAUGGACUGAACGGAUUGCACUGCAUACGGCGAGCCAUUUGCGAAAUGAAAAUGAUUCCUCAACCGAGAGGCAUUUACCACAAAAUUUUGAAAAUGGUCUUCAGACAACAGUCUUCAGCAACAGAUAAAUGGCACAAAGGAACUGAAACUGACUGCGAACAUUCCAUUGCACAAUGCUCGUUUUCCAUGUUAGAUGUGUCACUGUAUACGGAUGUUUAA
Molecule: messenger RNA, 522 nt
Organism: Hyposmocoma kahamanoa
Lineage: Eukaryota; Metazoa; Arthropoda; Insecta; Lepidoptera; Cosmopterigidae
Exons: 4
Coding region: 1-522 (173 amino acids)
Source: RefSeq, a predicted model, not a curated record